CGGAUCUGACCCCCGGCUUGAGAUGAGCCCUACCGCUAUCUGAAGCUGAAGGCAUAAUAAUCAUCUCUGGUCUAAUUUCUGAAACGUAGGUUUCUGCGUUUUUUUUCAUAGUUUGUCUAUUUGUAUUCUUGCUUCCACCUUAUCUUCUGCACUUUUUCUGUGAGUGUGUCUUGUCAAUAAGGCUGGCUAAAGGAGCCAGGGUGUCCCCCCUCUCCAUGUGUAGUCCCUAAUGGGUGGCUGGUCUCGCAGUGCCGUGCUGGAGCUGUACCGGGCGCUGCUCCAAGCAGGGCGUCACCUUCAGUACACUGACCGCAAUUACUACCGGCGCGCUGUGGCUCGCGAGUUUCGCCGCUGCCAAGCCCUGACGAUACCCGAAGAUAAGGAGGACGCGCUGACGAGGGGCCAGUUCUUCCUCAACAGCCGGUUGGGUGGGCUUAUGUAGGGGGUGAAGGUGUCCCGGGUCAUCUGCAGGUGGUUCAAAGAUCAUCUGGAGGUGUAUCACGUAGUGGUAGGAUGGCGGGGGUGAACGGAGACCGCAAAGGGAAGAAAGAUGACAAUGGGAUUGGCACAGCCAUUGACUUCGUGCUUUCCAAUGCCAAGCUUGUGCUGGGAGUGGGAGGAGCGGCCAUGCUCGGCAUUGCGACGCUUGCUGUCAAAAGAAUGUAUGACCGGGCCAUAAGCGCGCCCACCAGCCCCACCAAUAUCGAGCCGACGGGAAAGAGAAGCUGGGAGGAGCCUGCCUGGAUGGGUUCGUCGCCACGGGUACUCAACCAUGACAUGAAGUCCACAGUUAGCCGGUCGCUACAGUCUCUGCCCACUUCCUCACAUGCUUUUGAACCAGACUGUCUGCGGAGGGCUGUGGGUCGAGCUGCCGUGGGAGGCAGCGGCGCCACUCAGUCAGACCUGCAGCGGGCCCGAAUGCGUCUGUCGCUGCAGGAACAUCUGUGGGAGUUCUACCAAAAUAACGUAAACAUCCCGACCGAGGAGCAAGCCGUGGCACGGAGGGCUGCGUUGGACAUCUGUGCCGAACUCCGAGUGUUCCUCCACGCCAAACUGCCCGACAUGCCUCUCAGAGAGAUGUACCUGAGUGGCAGUCUGUAUGAUGACCUGCAGGUGGUGACAGCGGACCACGCCCAGCUCAUGGUGCCUCUUAUCUUGGAGAAGAACCUGUGGUCGUCCAUCCCCGGGGAGGACACCAUCAUGAAUGUUCCGGGUUUCUGGCUCGUCCGCAGGGAGAAUCUGGAGUAUUUCCCGCGGAGCAGCAGCUACUGGGACCGCUGCAUGGUCGGAGGCUACCUCUCCCCUAAAUCGGUCCUCGAGGUCUUUGACAAGCUUGUGGCCGGCUCCAUCAACUGGCCAGCUAUAGGGAGCGUCCUCGACUACAUCAUUCGUCCCGUGGUUCCCUCGGAAACACUGACCCUGGAGGUGCAGUACGAAACGGACCGGAAACUAAACGUGGACUUCCUACCGUUACUCGUGAUGGAGGACGGAACCUCGCUGAUCGCUAAACCGCACCGACUUGCCGCAGAGCGGCACGGAAACCUGUGGCGGCAGAGCUUCCGCGUGGCUGAGACGGCACGACUCAGGGCCCUGGACCAGGAGGACGGAGGCUGCCGAUGCGCCUGCCUGAAGCUGGCCAAGACCGUGUGCAAGCUCAACCCCGCCCUGAACCGUCUCAAUGCCAGCCAGCUCACCAACGCCAUCUUGUUGCUCUGCGCAAAAGAAGGCGACUGGACCCAGGAGGCGCUGGUCGACCGCUUCCUGCAGCUGCUCCGAGCACUAGUGGGCCAUCUAGAGUCGGGGAGGCUGCUGUGCGCCCUCAGCCCUAAAGUUAACUUAUUCUGUGAGCUGACUGAACAGGAAGUGGACGAGCUGGGGUACACGCUCUACUGCGCCCUCUCGGAUCCAGAGGAGCUGCUGAGGACUGCUGUGGCCCAGCCGCCCCAUCCCUGACAACCUCGUGCAACAACGUCACUAUACAGCAACGCGGCAAUGAAACGUCAACCACUGUUUAGUGGGCAAUGGUGACCUCAAGCCAUAAUGAGGUUCCUGGGGAGAAAAAAACAGCAGCAUGGAAUCAUCCUCGUUCUCUUCAGUCUUAAAUGCCGUCAGUGAGAAAGUAGUAGCAGUUACUUAGUCUCGAGAUCCGCGUGAGCCUUGACUUAAAAGCUGCAUGUGGUGUCAUCAUGCAAAUACUAUUUUAAUCUUUGAAAGUGGAGGCCCAUGGGACAGCAUGGCUCUCACUAAAGCCAUUGUAUUAAUGAAGUUAAGGUUAGACGUGCCGCCGGGUUCUAAUGAGCUGCAUUGGUUGGUCCGUGUCAAAAUGUACGCCUGCAUCCUCUCUGAGCUCUUUUUAACCUGCUGGAGAGGGUUCAAUGUCUAUUCCUCUGUUUUGAGAUGUGUCCAAGCCACUGUGUCGAGGGAUAGGGUGCGACGUUGAUUGUGUGUAUGCCAACCUAGAAGCUAAUAAAUUGUUGAUCAGCCCAAAGAGACAAGUUAACCGUCUGUCCAUGCUCCUUUUUUGUUACCGCACAUAAUAUGAAAUACUGCUAGAGUUCAGUUUGAAUAACUUCAUUAAUACAGUGGCUGCGUGCAGAAUGUACGCUGUCCAUGUUUCCAGGGAUCUUUGAAAACAGACGGGCUGUGAUGGGAAUGUGUGUGGCUUGCAUGUGUUGUCCACCUAAAUCUAGAACCGGAAUAUACAAUGAGUUAUAUGUUGUCUAUUUGUAAUAUUUCCCACCGUUCAACUAUGAAUCGGAUGUAGAGUUCGGAACGUGUUACUAUUUAUGGAAACGUUUAAUUUGUCCGUGAUCAUGACAUUUGAACAAUACAGCGCCACCAUUUUCUCGCACACUUAUUUUGGUGAGAAAGGAAAAGAUCUUCAUGUGACUGUCUGUCCGUCUAAUACAGAGCUGCACUUCCUGGCCUGAUUGCAGUGAGAGCACGGAGCUCGUUACCUCUGUAGUUUAUCUGUCUCUGUGUGCACACUUGUUCCCGUCCACAUUAAACCUGAUCCAUGUAUAGGUGCGCGGUCUGUCUGGAGCAGGUAGCCAGACACGUAAGCGAGGCCUCGACACACAGGACGGGCUGCUGCUACAUGAAGUGUUUGGCACCAACAACAUGAGCUGUGGUGGUGCAGGCUUGUCCGGUCUACGUGUAUUGUUAGAUUACAGGUGCUAACCUCUCUGAGAUCAUGAUCUGAUUGAGAGAGAUCAACUCACAGAUCCUCAGUUAUAUAAAAGCAGCUUCGGUGCAGGAGACAGUAGGCGGAGUCACUACAACAAUAGCUGCCAGACUGAAUAACCCGAAACAUGCCCAAAAUAACCACGCGGUUGCUCUUACAUUUAGCCUUAGAAUGAAAAUGAAACUCUGAUGUGGAGCAAGUGUCCCCUCAGUUUGUAGUGUUAAUACGGAGGGAUUUGUUUAGUCCUGUUGAGCAUUCAGUUAAAUAAUCAUCCAGAUAAUAACUGAGAAACGGGUGACUAUUUUUGUAUUUAUUGUACAUUUGUAACCAAAAUAAGAGCAGACUAUUUGCAUCCAUUCAACAUGUAAAGCGUCACUUAUUGUGCUUUAAGUGCUUUGUUGUGGAUGUGCUGAUCUAAAGUGAAUCCACAGUAACUUUGUUUGCAUAUUAAGAGUCUUCCUCUGCAGACAGAGUUCAUGCUACAAAUGGCUGCUGU
Molecule: messenger RNA, 3680 nt
Organism: Anarrhichthys ocellatus (wolf-eel)
Lineage: Eukaryota; Metazoa; Chordata; Actinopteri; Perciformes; Anarhichadidae
Gene: mief1
Product: mitochondrial elongation factor 1
Exons: 6
Coding region: 514-1953 (479 amino acids)
Biological process (GO): mitochondrion organization; positive regulation of mitochondrial fission
Cellular component (GO): mitochondrial outer membrane
Source: RefSeq, a predicted model, not a curated record